Messenger RNA from Linum tenue, 1557 nucleotides. The record is from the annotation of a GenBank genome assembly. Lineage: Eukaryota; Viridiplantae; Streptophyta; Magnoliopsida; Malpighiales; Linaceae.
AUGCGGGGAAGGUUCAAAUCAUCCUCAUCCCUGCUUUCAUCCAAACGACCCGAAAGUACCGAAAGUACCCUUUUCUCUAGGGAGAAACCUUUUGGACCUUUUAAGUUUUGUUUUUUAAAUUUCCCUGCUCCAAUCCAGCUGGAGUCGUCGUAUCUUCUCUCCCACGCUAAGCUUGCCCAUUGGCAAAAACUGAGGGACAACCGCGCGAUCUCCAGCCCGCUAAAAUCCAUAAACCCUACCCGCUGCUUCGCUUUGUACACUCUAAAACCCCAACCCACACCUGCAACCUCCCCAAGCAAAAGCACUGCUCUCCUUCUUGCCAUUUCGAGAAAAGCAUCGAGCAGGAUGGCAACCAGGGCAUUUCUAAAGUAUCUGAACGGUCAUACCGAUCUCAGAAAGCUUAAGCUCGUGGUUUAUGGUGGCAUUGGGGUGUAUGUCUGGUCCAACACUUUCUACAGUGUCCAGGGAGGGCAUCGUGCCAUUUUGUUCAAUCGUCUGUCUGGUGUUAAGGAUAAGGUUUAUGGGGAGGGAAUGCACAUCCGCUGGCCAUUUUUGGAGAAACCAAUCCAUUAUGAAAUCCGUGCUCAACCUCAUCUUAUAGAGAGCAUAUCGGGAACCCGCGACUUGCAAACGGUGAAGGUUGUCAUCCGCAUUCUGAGUCGUCCCAUAGCCCCAAACUUGCCAGAGAUUUACCGAACUGUUGGACAUGACUAUGAUGAAAGGGUGAUGCCAUCAGUUGUGCAAGAAGCUAUCAAGACUGUUAUAGCUCGCUACAAUGCCAGUGAACUCGUUACUCAGAGAAAUAAGGUGAGUGAAGAGAUAUGGGAUGUGCUGAAAAAGAGAGCGAUGAUGUUUAAGAUAACUCUGGAUGAUGUGUCCCUAAUCCACGUGAGCUUCGGGAAGGAAUUCACCACUGCGGUGGAGGCUAAGCAGGUGGCUGCACAAGAGGCGGAGAGGGUCAAGUUCGUGGUCGAGAAGGCUGAACAGGAGAAGAAGAGUGUCAUCAUCAGAGCGGAGGGGGAGGCCAAGAGUGCUGAGUUGAUUGGUACAGCUAUGGAGUCGAACCCUUCAUUUAUCACACUGAGGCAGAUUGAAGCGGCGAGAGAGAUUGCACAUACUGUGGCAGAGGGAGAGAACAAGGUGUAUCGUUGCUCGAGCGACUUGCUGCUCAACCUCCGCAAGCAUUAGCUAGAGCUGUGGUGUGUGAUUGUGCUUGGAAUUGAAAAGCAGCAGUAGAGGCUAACUGGGAGAAGGAGAUAUACAUAUUGCCCCUAAUUAGUAUAGUGAUUACUCACAAGGAAUAUCUAGUAAGCAAGUAGUAGAGCUGCGGGCUGGAACUGUUUUAACGUACGUACGUUCUCUUUAUCUGGAUGGUUUCAAUGAGAGGAGGGAGGAGGGUUAAUAUGGUUUAUCGUUAUUAUAUAUGUAGUCAUUAGCUUGACGGCAGACAGGAAUUUGUGACCGCACUAAUUGUUGCUCAACGCUAGAUGGAUAUUAUAUUAUGAUUGAUUCUGUCAAAAUGAGAAGGGGAAGGCAAUAAGAUAGCAGAAUUGGGUG